This is a messenger RNA of Wasmannia auropunctata (little fire ant), 1749 nucleotides long. It is a transcript of the gene yip2, whose product is annotated as 3-ketoacyl-CoA thiolase, mitochondrial. Gene Ontology annotation, molecular function: acetyl-CoA C-acetyltransferase activity. Lineage: Eukaryota; Metazoa; Arthropoda; Insecta; Hymenoptera; Formicidae. The record is from RefSeq and is a predicted model, not a curated record. Gene Ontology annotation, biological process: fatty acid beta-oxidation. The coding region runs from base 68 to 1267 and encodes 399 amino acids. The transcript has 8 exons.
AAGGUCUCAAGCUUCCACGCAUUCCUACUGCAACAGUUUGAAACGUGACUCAAAGUGAUUCGCCACGAUGACGGCCGUAACGAAAGGUAUUUUCAUUGUCGCUGCAAAGCGCACCCCAUUUGGCACAAUGGGGGGUAUGUUCGCCAACAAGAGUGCAACCGAUUUGUCAGUUGUCGCAUCGACCGCCGCAAUGCAGACAGCCGGUCUGAAACCAGAGAAGAUUGACAGUGUUGUAUUUGGACACGUCAUGGCGACCUCGUCCUCCGAUGGUGCUUUCUUGGCAAGGCACGCUUUGUUAAAAUCAGGAAUCCCAUUACAAAAACCGGCACUUAGCGUAAAUAGAUUGUGCGGUUCUGGCUUCCAGGCAAUUGUCAGCGGCGCUCAGAACAUUCUAGUAGGAGACUCGAAAAUUGUCUUGACGGGUGGCGCCGAAAACAUGAGCCAAGCUCCUUUUGUUGUGAGAAACAUUCGAUUUGGCACUGUCCUGGGCCAGAAAAUUGAAUUUGAGGACUCACUCUGGCUUGGAUUACUCGACACCCACUGCAAUUUGCCUAUGGGCCUGACUGCGGAAAAGCUCGGCGCUCAGUACAAAUUGAAGAGGGAGGAGGUCGACCAAUUUGCCUUGAGUAGUCAACAACGUUGGAAAGCUGCCAACGACGCGGGUCGUUUUAAAGAAGAAAUAGCGCCUGUGCAAGUGAAAAUUAAGAAGCAGGACACAACUGUCAGCGUGGACGAGCAUCCGCGUGUACAAACGACAAUGGAGACCCUUACCAAGCUGAAACCAGUUUUCCAGAAAGAUGGAUUGGUCACAGCUGGUUCUGCAUCGGGUAUCUGUGACGGAGCGAGCGUUGUUAUUUUGGCUAGCGAGGAAGCCGUCAAGGCGGAAGGCUUGAAACCGUUGGCACGUUUGGUAGGAUACAGCGUGGUCGGCGUGGACCCGAGCAUUAUGGGGAUUGGUCCUGCGCCAGCAAUCAGGGACUUGCUUAAAGCCACGGGCAAGACACUCAAUGACAUCGAACUCGUCGAGAUCAACGAAGCGUUUGGCGCUCAGACAUUGGCGUGUGCAAGGGAACUUGAUCUGGAUCUGAAUAAACUGAACGUGGAUGGUGGCGCUAUUGCUGUAGGACACCCACUGGCCGCUUCCGGUAGCAGGAUCACUGCUCACUUGGUGCACGAGCUUAGGAGGCGAAAGGCUGGAAAAUUCGGUAUUGGUUCCGCUUGCAUCGGUGGUGGCCAAGGUAUCGCUGUGAUGGUGGAAGCGCUGUGAGAAGUUCGCGGGCUGCUUUCCUUUUAAGAAGCACAAAUCGACACACGUCGCUUUCCAUUUAUAGUUUUGUUCAAACUCAAUCGACACUUUUGGACUUUUCUCGGGAGAAGAAUCGGAAUGUGUUUCGUCCAAUUAAAUAAUUAUUAGAAUGGAUUCGGAAACUUGAUACCAACACUUCGCUUGUAUAUAUACGAUAUAUGGUUUGAGUGUGCACCAGUAUCUGUGUCGAUUUGUAUUUCCUAAAAGCAACCUUAAUUGCUUAAAGAUAUUUUAUACAAACAAAAUCAGUGCAAAGUGAUAAGAGUACGUCGUAUGAUUUAUAAAUACUGAAACAAUUGUUAAUCCUUUUUCCUCAUCCUGGUGAUACAGGUAAAAUCAUGAAAAAUAUUUUUACAUACAAAAACUUUAUAUAUACUUUAUAUAUACUUUUUUUGUACACAUAACGAUCCGUUGUUGAAUAAAACUGAAAGAUUUAUAUUUAA